Messenger RNA from Paramuricea clavata, 2493 nucleotides. Lineage: Eukaryota; Metazoa; Cnidaria; Anthozoa; Malacalcyonacea; Plexauridae. The record is from the annotation of a GenBank genome assembly.
AUGAAAACAUCUGUCAAAUAUUCCCGCCAAAUUCCAGCUCUGUGUGCUCUACAGAUUGAGAUGACACACGGCCAAUCAUAUUUCGAUUUAGUGUCACGUGAACGGAAACUAGAAAAGGCGCCAAAAGGUCCAAAACAAGCAAUCGAAGAAGAAGCACCGAAGCAUGAAAACUGUGCAGCAAGGAAUAAAGAAGAUUUAAAGUAGUAUACGCAUUUUAUAUGUAAGAUGUCUGACUUUCAGAGUAUGACUGAAGAAGAUGUAUUGGACUGGAUAAAAAAAAUUGGGGGGAAGAAGUCGCAACAAAAUGUGCAGGUACUGUGUCUGAACUGACUUCGGUCGUGUGCCCGUUUACGUAUAGAAUAAAUACCUCGCUUUUAUAAACGUAUUUUCAUCAGUCUAUCUUUUAACAAUUGACAUCAAGAUUCGAUAAUAAUACAAGUAAAUAAUUUUUACAUCUGUAGACCAACAGAUUGACGGCUUUGCCAUUGAAUUACUUGCAACCAAAGGCACAACUUCUCAGCUUGAACGUUGUGGACUGAAUACAGUAGGUUCACAACUUAAAUUUCAGCGACUUGUCAUCUCCCGACUGGAUGUAAAAAAAAACAACGGAAAGCCCUGUAACUAUUGUGGUCUCCCGAAAAAAAACAUCAAAUAAGGAGUUAAAAGAAUGCACCGAAGUAAACAAACGCGUAUAUAAUGCGAAGUAAGUGUUUCAGUGUGGAGUACAAUAAUUAACGUAUUAAAAAUGGCAGCCAUUUUCUUAAAAUAUUUUAAUAUUUGAAAGACUCGCACGCAUAUGAUACGCAAAACUGAUAUUAUGUGAUGUACUGUUAAGGUUUAACCAUUAACAAUCCUUGUGUUUGACCCUGUAUAUUUGUGUGGCAGAUGUUCAUCUUGCAGUUUUAUUGUUGGUCAGAGACAAAUCUAUUUGGCAUAGAUUUUAUAUUAAUAUUAUGUCAUUAGAGGGACGGACUACUAGAAAAGUGAUCGCAGGAUGGGUUUAUAUUUGCAUUUUUUGAGAUCGUCCUCUGUGUAAGUAUUUUUUAUAAAUGUGUUACCUAGCAAGCAACAUUUUUUUAGCCAAUACACCUAUAUAAAUUGAAACUGUUGUCUUAAAAAAUGUUUCUUCAUAUUUAUACAGCAAAAUCGAAAUACAAAAAAAAACAAGAUAUAUAUAAUGUUUAUAAGAGAUUGUUAUUGACAGAGGCAUUGGAAGCUUGAUCAACAUAGUGCGCGGUCAACCUCUCUGAGCCUGAGGUUGGCCCAUGGUUGGUGUUGAGCAGAAAAAUUUUCAAAUUUGUAGUAUCUAUAGAUAAUCGGAAAUGGAAUUUCUGUACUUCUUUUGUUAGAACUAAUAUCCUAAAGAUUUUCAAAGAGUUCAAAUUUAUCUCUAAUUUAAAAUUAAAGUUCUAUUGUUGCUUGCAAUUUUUUUCUGAAACAAUUCUGUUGCACAUUUUUUCCAAACCUUUUUUGCUUCUAUGAUUUUUUUCUGUCCCCCAAUCACUUUUCUCAUAGCUGUCCCCUAAUAAAAAGUCUCCCCCACCAUGGGGAUCAGGAAAUUGGGUUGUAAUGGUACUAUUUGAACUUCAGAAUUAUUGGUCAAUAUGAUCCAUCGUUUAUAAUAAGGAGGUGUAAAAAAUAUCAGACGAGGUAAAAAACUAUUUCAGGUGAGCAUCUCCCUUCAAACGUACACUCCCCAUUCCGGAGAAACAUAAGGCAUUAAGAAAUCAGAAAAUGAGAGAAUAAAAACAAGAAACAUUUAAUCCAUAACACAUGCAGCCUGCGUGCUUUAGCAUGAAAGAGUUGAUCCCAAACAAGCAAUAGGUGUGGCAUUUUCAUUUCUUCAGCAGUCUGAUCCUCCAUGAGUAAUGAGUUUCCCAAGUGGGUGUUUCCGAUCAGGCACAGAUUUUCUGGGGUGAGGGGGGUUGCGCCCCCCCCCCCCCAAGAAAUGAUUUGCACCCCCGCAUAGGUAUUUGGCACCGUCCCCCCAAACUUUUUGCACCCCGCAAAUAAUAUAUAUUUUGAUUUGAUAGUUUCAUAUUUGAUUAUUCUUACUACUAAAUUUGUAAAAUUACCAACAUUAUGGUCUCAGAUCUCGCCAUGCAGGCCUAGAAAACAGAUUUUGUUAAACCUUUUCCGGGCGUUGCCACCACGCCCCGGCCAAAUCAAUCAGAGCUACGCGGCUCUGUUUCUAAUGACAGUUGCAUUAUAUUAUAUAUUAUAUCUAGAUGUCUAAUUAAGUUACAUUUUAAUUUUAGGAAGAAAGCUGUUAAAGCUGCAGCCAUCAAGAAAUGGCCUGGCAACAAUAUUCCCAUAUUCAGAAAGAACAAGCAAGAAACAGAACAACUGGACGCUCUUGUUGAUGAACUGGAUGAUUGCAUAUUUGAGACUGUUGGCUUUGACAAAGCAGCAAUUCGGCAGCACAUUAUAGACAUCAUGAACGAAAGGCGACGAAGUGUAAGGAAUGGAUAUGAUUAUACAUCGGUGAGAUAA